Messenger RNA from Paramecium sonneborni, 2258 nucleotides. Lineage: Eukaryota; Ciliophora; Oligohymenophorea; Peniculida; Parameciidae. The record is from the annotation of a GenBank genome assembly.
AUGGAAGACAGAGUUUUAAGAACUAAUUAAAUAAUUAAUAGAAAGCAAGAUUACCAGUCUUCAAAAUUAGGAUCUCCGAAAGACAAUUAUAUUUUAAGAAAGGAAAAUUGGAAUUAAGUAGAUGAGAAAAAUAAAAACUAAUUCAAAAAUUAUGAAUUGUAAGCAUAAAAUGUUGAUCAAAAAAAUCAUUAUCAAUCAUAUAAAUUUAUUGGAAAUCGUUAAUAGGAUAAAGAAUAAAAUUAUAAUACAAAUCAAAAAUAAUCAUAUUAUUAUGAGUAAUCCAAACCUUACACACCAAGUUAUUAUUAGAGAGAAUAUAAAUAUGAUUAAUAAUCACAUAUGAAAACUUAAGACAAACAAAAUUUUUAAGAAAGGAUAAUACACUCAUCUGAUAAAUAUUUAUAAAAACAAAAUGGAUUACCUUUUGGUAAUAGAACACCAAUGGAUUCAAGAUCAAAUAUUAUUGCAAAAACACCAUUAGUUAAAGAAAAUCAAAAUAAAUUCAAUAGAGAAUAUUAGUAAUCAGAUGUAAAGAAUGAUUUUAAAUGGCCAGAACAAUAAAGAAUUUCUCCUGAAUUUUAUAGUAAUAAAAUUAAUUAGAAUGAAAAAACUAAUCUAAAUGAUAUAGGAUAGACAUUAGAAUAAAAAAGCUUUUUAGAUAUUGAGAAAAGAUUAUAAUAAAGGAGAGAGUAAACUGAAAAAAUAUCAGGAAAAUAUGAUGGAAAAUUGAACUAUCAUUCAAAAUCAUAAGAAUAUUCGUAAAGAAAAUAAAAGAUAGAAUUAGAUAGUAGUUUAGAAAGAAUGAAAUAGUUUUAAUAAGAUCUUAGAAGUGAAAUACAAGAUAAAAUAAGAGAACAGACUAAUAAAUGUAAAUUAGAUUCUGGAACACUUGAAUAGAAUUUUAACAAAAAACAAUUAAUUAGAGAUGCUGAAAAUAAAUAACAUAAAAACGAAAUACUUGAAUUAGAUUAAUUCAAAUAUACUUAGUUAGAUGGAAAAUUUAAUGUAAAUUAGAUAGAAAAUAAAGAUAAUAAUUAUUUUAGAUAACAUAUUGAAGUAUUAAGAAAAUCUAAAUUUGAAGAGAAAUGUCCUUACUAAAGAAGAAUUAAUAUUGAUUCUAAAUAAGAACAAAAAGACUUAGCAAAAUAUCAUUUUAAUAAAAAAUAAGAUUUUUAUUUAAAUUAAAGAUUAGAUGAAAAAAAAAAAUAUAUUGAUACAUCACUUUAGCAAAACAAAUCUUAAAAUGAAGGUAAUAUUAGAGUUGAUUUCAAAUCUGAAGGAAGCUUACUUAAAGAUUCAAAAGACAGAUUAUAAUUUAAAGAUAAACUAAUAUAUGAAAUAAAAUAACCUUAUAUGGUAAAGAGAGAUAAUGAUUAAUCUCAAGAGAUUUAAAGAAGGUAGAAGUUAUCUGAUAAAUUAUUGUAAUUUGAUUAAUGGAAUAAAAAAUACUAUUAAGAUAGUUAAAAUGAUUAAACAAACCAAUCAUACAAUACUAAUUUAAAAUAAGAAAAAAAUAAUUAAGAUUUAAAUUCUAUAGGAUAUAAUUUUGAUACAUUUGAAAUAAAAAGACAAGAUUAAAAAUUUUAAUAAUUUGAUAAAAUGGAAUUUAAGAGGCCUUAAUGUUAAGCUGAGUUAAAUUAAAUUAAAUCAGAAUUAGAAAAAAAAUAUGGAUUUUUGAAACCAGAAAUGAACCAUAAAAUAUCAGAAUAUGACAAUAGAAGAGCUUUAGAGAAUAGAUUUAGACAAGAUCCAAUUUAAACUAAAAUAGCUGAGGCUAGAGAAUAUUUAGGUUAGAAAUAUUAUUAAAGAGAUUUAUAUAAAUAAGAAUAGAGAAAUAGUUAUCAUGAAGAAUCAUCAAUUAAUGAUCGUUUAGGAUUAGAAAAAGGAAAUUUUAGAUCUAAUUUGAAUAAUAGAGCUAUUGAAGAUAUAUUACAAGGAAAAGCCUUAAGUAAAUAUAUUGAAAGAGAGAAAAAUUAAAAUAGAAUGGUAGAUAGAUUUGGAAAUUUUAUUAAUAGUAAUGUUAAUUAUUAAAAAUCUCCAGUUGGAAAUAGAGAAUAAAAAUUAGGAUAUGAUAGAUUAAACCAAUAGCAAAAAGGAACUAUAAAUGAUAGAUAUAUAAUAAAUGAAUAUAAAAAAAGAUAAACUUCUGAUUAAAAUUUAUCAAAAUGUAAUUAUUUAACUUAUUUAUAGAUUGCAGUCCUACUAGUUUAAUAAGUAAAUAAUUUGGAAAUUAUGAUAUAAAAUAGAGAAGAAUUUGA